Molecule: messenger RNA, 1327 nt
Organism: Castor canadensis (American beaver)
Lineage: Eukaryota; Metazoa; Chordata; Mammalia; Rodentia; Castoridae
Source: RefSeq, a predicted model, not a curated record
AUGCUGCGCCGACGGCACGUCUUCACGGUGGAGCAGCUCGGCAGCCGGGAUGGGGCCAGCAAGGAUCUGGCUCCAGGCUGUGUAGUCCCUGGAGUCACCAGCACCUAUAGACGGAUUCCGGAUGCAGCUUAUGGGUGCUCACUGGACUUCCGGAAGAGAGAGGGCGAGCUGAGAAGGCUUGGGAGGCAGAUGCCACUUUUCAAACUAGCUUCCCAGGACUCAGGGAUGGAGAUGGUGGUUGGGGACAGCCCCCUGGCCAUCUUACCAGGACUUUCUCAGGACUCUCUGAACCUUGAGCCCAGGGGGAGCCCUGAGCUCAGUGCCCAGCGAGGCCGGCUACUGGCCAGUCGUAAGCUGGAGCAGGUGCUGGAGCGGUCCCGAAGGCUCCCCAGGCUGCCUGGACAGCGCCACUCCCUGCAGCUGCCGAUUAAGACUGAGUGUGGAGUGUCCUUUUGUGCAGCAGGAGGACAAGGGUCCACUGAGGCAGAAACCAAGCUAGAGGCAGGCCUGGAAGUAACCGAGGUGGUGAGUGGAAUGGCGCCUGAAGCCUGGGCCUGCCUCCCAGGGCAGGGUCUUCGAUACCUGGAACACCUGUGUCUGGUGUUGGAGCAGAUGGCGAGGCUCCAGCAGUUCUACUUGCAGCUGCAGACAGAGAGGUCCCAUGGGGGUCCUGAAGUGGAGAGGUCGGAUGUGGCUCCUUCACCUUCACCUUUGCAAGCCUCAGGCAAUGGGGUACAGGAAGCAGGGGAGCUGCUAAGCCAGACAAAGGAGACAGGGGAAGAGGCAGUUUCAGCCUCAAACGUUGGGAAGCUCGGUGCCAAUCCUCCCAGGCUGCCAGAGGUCCCAAUGGAACCAACCCACAGCUUUUCACCCUCCCAGGGAUACAAGGAUCUUUCCCACUGGGACAAGGUCAAGGUCUUGCUCAAUCGGAUCCGUUGGAGGAGUUCUCGACAUUCUGAGCACCCUGCUCCUCCUGAUCGUUCUACCCCCACGAUUGAAUCCAGACACCUUUCUGAAAGGCCUCCAUACCACCCUCCCCAGAAGACCUUUAUACCAUCAUUAGUGGUUAAGAAGUCACGAGCAAAAAAUCUUUCUGUAUGCUGAGACCUCUUGGUGCAUCUUGUGACCCUGAAUGGAGGGGAUUUGUUAUGAAGUCUUCCUCACCCUUUGCCCUGUUACUGCUUCUCCACACUGCCAGGAAAAGCUAUUGAUGCUCACCCCUCUCCAAGUCGAGGACAGAAUCUUUCUCCUCUCAGCAGCCUGGCUGAGGAGCCCUGGUUCCUGAGAGGCCCCAAGGUGUGGCAGCUCCGGGGCUUCUUCUCCUUGC